UAAAUAGAGGAUCCAAAGCUCUCUCUUCUUCACCAUAUAGGUAUACUGGAGCUGCUCUUUCUUUCCAUUACUAAGAAGGGCAUGACACAAUCACAAUCUCACUGUAGAGACCACACAGCUUUUUAGCGCUCUCUCAUUUUUCUCACGAUGGAGAUGUUCUUCUACUUGGUGUUCGGGGGGUUGGGGGCAGUGGUGGCCGCAUUGGAGCUCAGCAAGAACAACAAGGAUCGGAUUACCACCUCUACGGCUUUCAAUUCCUUCAAGAACAAUUACCUUGUCGUUUACUGUCUAAUGAUGGCUGGAGACUGGUUGCAGGGUCCUUAUGUCUAUUACCUUUACAGUACGUAUGGCUAUGGAAAAGGGGAGAUUGGACAGCUUUUUAUAGCUGGGUUUGGGUCUUCUAUGUUGUUUGGGACUAUUGUUGGUUCUCUUGCUGACAAACAGGGCCGAAAGAGGGCUUGUGUGACAUACUGCAUUACUUAUAUACUGAGUUGCAUCACGAAGCAUUCUCCUCAGUAUAAAAUUUUGAUGAUAGGCCGUGUUUUGGGAGGUAUCGCCACUUCUCUCCUGUUUUCAGCAUUUGAAUCAUGGCUUGUUGCAGAACACAAUAAGAGGGGCUUUGACCAACAAUGGCUAUCACUAACUUUCUCGAAAGCAAUAUUUCUUGGCAACGGUCUUAUUGCUAUUGUGGCUGGAUUACUUGGAAAUUUGCUUGUCGACACAGUUGCUCUUGGUCCUGUGGCCCCCUUUGAUGCUGCUGCAUGCUUCCUUGCAAUCGGUAUGGCUAUUAUUUUAUCAUCAUGGACAGAGAACUAUGGUGACUCUUCAGAGAGCAAGGACUUGCUUACCCAGUUCAAGGGUGCUGCAGUGGCAAUUGCUUCUGAUGAAAAAAUUGCGUUGCUGGGUGCCAUCCAGUCUUUGUUUGAAGGCUCAAUGUAUACCUUUGUAUUCCUAUGGACGCCUGCUUUGAGCCCAAAUGACGAGGAAAUUCCCCAUGGUUUUAUUUUUGCAACAUUCAUGUUGGCUUCCAUGUUGGGAAGCUCUCUUGCAUCUCGUUUGAUGGCCCGCCCGUCCUCAAAAGCGGAGAGCUAUAUGCAGAUUGUUUUUAUGGUCUCUUCGGUGUCACUUCUCCUUCCCAUUGUAACUAAUUUCUUGGUGGCACCUACUAACGUGAAAGGUGGAAGCAUCUCCUUUUCCGGCUGUAUCCAGCUUCUUGGCUUUUGUACUUUUGAAGCUUGUGUAGGAAUAUUUUGGCCAUCCAUUAUGAAGAUGAGGUCCCAGUAUAUUCCCGAGGAGGCCAGAAGUACCAUCAUGAACUUCUUCCGCAUCCCUCUGAAUAUAUUUGUGUGCAUUGUGCUUUACAAUGUUGAUGCAUUCCCUAUCACCGUCAUGUUUGGUAUGUGCUCGAUUUUCCUCUUUGUGGCAUCUCUCUUGCAGAGGCGGCUCUUCGUCAUUGCAGAUAAGCCAAAGACACAAGAAUGGACAGGAAUAAAGGAGCAUGAUACUGAAGCAGAUCCCCUAAACAUAUAAUUCAAGUUGAGCUGACAGUCGAGGAAAUAUUGGCUGGUGGAAGGCAACCAACAAAUUCAUUCCGUCAACUAUUACAGUUGCAAUUUGAUUUGAUGAUGUGCUAAGUUUGAUAUUUGAAACAUACAAGUUAAUAGAGGUGACAAAUUGUUGGGAAAACAAAAGGGUCGCACAAGCUCUUAAAACAAAACUGUCUUUCAGUUAUUCUUAUAUUUACACAAAUACAAUAUGUUAUGGUUGUAGGAAAGCAUUCAUCUGUUUCAGUAAUUGUGAUGUUAUUUCUUUUGCAAGAUGUGUUUAUACUAGUAAUCCAUGAGUAGAAUGUUUUCUGGA
Tripterygium wilfordii is the source of this 1860-nucleotide messenger RNA. RefSeq names its product molybdate-anion transporter. NCBI's taxonomy places the organism in Eukaryota, Viridiplantae, Streptophyta, Magnoliopsida, Celastrales, Celastraceae. Gene Ontology annotation, molecular function: molybdate ion transmembrane transporter activity. Gene Ontology annotation, cellular component: membrane. The coding region runs from base 148 to 1530 and encodes 460 amino acids. The record is from RefSeq and is a predicted model, not a curated record. The transcript is spliced from 8 exons. Gene Ontology annotation, biological process: molybdate ion transport.